GCGGUUGCCAGGUGAGCUGUUAAGAGCUGCCGCGGAAAGUGACAGAAACUGUCUGCCUGCUCCUCCGUCUUCUGGAGCUGUUGUUAGUAUCAGCUUGCCCGGAGGCGUGUUGCCGCCGCCCUCUCCCGCCCUGCGCCUGUUUCCUCCGCUGCUGAGCUGUCCCGGACAGGUGCCAUGCCGCCUCCAGACAUGAUGUUCUGCGCUCAGCAGAUCAGCAUCCCGCCGGAGCUCCCGGACAUCCUGAAGCAGUUCACCAAAGCCGCCAUCAGGACGCAGCCCAGCGACGUGCUUCAGUGGUCUGCAGCAUAUUUUUCUGCUCUAGCAAGAGGUGACCCACUUCCUGUUAAAGAAAGGCUUGAGAUGCCAGUAGCAACACAGAAGACAGAUACAGGACUCACACCAGGGCUCCUCAAGAUCCUUCAUAAACAGCUUGGACCAAAAGGAAACGUGACUAAAGCAGAGCUGGAGGACCGUUGGCGAGACCUCUCUCUGCCCAAGGAGCAGCUGGACAGUCUGCUGGGACUGGGAAACUUCGGCACCAGCAUUGAAUGGAUUAAAGUCUUUGCUCUGGGCUGCAGUGCUCUGUCUGGGACGAUCAUCAGCGCUCUGAAGCACGCCUGCGAGAUCCUUACCGAAGACCCAGAGGGGGGAGCGGCCCGCAUUCCCUUCGACACAUUUGUGACCCUCUACACCUAUCUGGCCCAGCUCGAUGGGGACGUCCCGCAGGAGCACAUAGACAGCUUCCUUCACAGCCUUGAGGAGCCUGUGGCCAAGCAGAAUGGAGUGAUCCAAGUGUCAAAUUUCUACAGGCGUAAAAAGUGAAUUCAUGAUAAGAACAGAAGGAGAGGCAGGGAACAGACAGGGCAGGUGGCCUGAGAUGGUAGCUGAGACAGUCCCGUUUCAUGGAACACCUUAAUGCAAAUUAAAACAGAGCCACUGAUACAAUUAACUGUUGUGGUAUGGGUCCAUGUCUGUCAGAAAAAAAUAUAUCAAGAACAGUUUCUCCACAUUCUUCACAAACAUUCUUCAUUGUUCUGGAUUUAGGUGAUUUUGUUACUUUUAUUUUCUUUAUCUAGACGUAUAAGAGACAGCUGUCCUUGACAAGUGCAGAGCUGUAAAGUGUUGUGCUCUAUUUACAGCACUUAAAUGUAUUUAUUUAGUCAUAAAAAUCUCUGAAAGGCUGUUGAUUCUGGACUGUAAGGUGGUGAUAACAGUCUUUGUAGCUCUAACAGUCUUCAACAGCAAUGCUAUAAGAGUAGAUAAGCUUCGCCCUGGCAGAGUACUCAGUUCUUUAGCUCAAGGGUCUGUCUCACAGAAUUCUGGCUGGCAUGUUCUUGUUGAAAAAUUCAGGAUCCCCAUACUGCUCUUGAAUGAACUUAAUAAAUACAUUUAUAAAUACAUUUAUUCAGAAAUGUUAUAAUGGCAGCCUUGUCAGAUCAUAUAAUAGAAAUUAAUCACAAAAUAUGAGAUGGAUCAUAUACAAUGUUGCUAUGUGGCUGGCUGGUUGAUUCCAGCAUGUUGGGAUUGCUCAUUAUAAUAUGGCAGUGCUUUGUGCGUGUACCAGUUAGAAUAUAUAGAUUAUUUAUGAUAAAUGAGACCGUGUGCAGUUAAAUUUAUUUAGCCAGGCCUGGGCUGUGAUGGAGUUUCACACUGCACAGUCCAGCUGGGAGUGUUUCUGGUGUCUGGGGAGGGUUGAUGGAUGGACUCUCAGAUUGUUCCCUCUCUUGUUCUCUGACCUGUGAUGUUCCUUCACUUGGAAUAAAACUGCUUUAACUUUG
Lepisosteus oculatus (spotted gar) is the source of this 1778-nucleotide messenger RNA. RefSeq names its product rhophilin associated tail protein 1-like (gene ropn1l). NCBI's taxonomy places the organism in Eukaryota, Metazoa, Chordata, Actinopteri, Semionotiformes, Lepisosteidae. The record is from RefSeq and is a predicted model, not a curated record.